Molecule: messenger RNA, 9502 nt
Organism: Fundulus heteroclitus (mummichog)
Lineage: Eukaryota; Metazoa; Chordata; Actinopteri; Cyprinodontiformes; Fundulidae
Gene: myo9aa
Product: myosin IXAa
Biological process (GO): intracellular signal transduction
Cellular component (GO): myosin complex
Molecular function (GO): GTPase activator activity; ATP binding; microfilament motor activity
Source: RefSeq, a predicted model, not a curated record
GAGUGGCCGCACACUGAUUAGCAGGCGGCGGAGAGUUGUGAGGGAGCGAGCCGCGGAAAGCUGCUUUUUAAAACUGCAUUCAAACUGCGGACGCGCUCGGAUAAAAGAAAGAGACUGCCAAAGUGCUCGCCGUGGACUUGAACAUUUUCGAGAAGUUUAGUCGGAAAGCUGCGGAGAGAAACAAGCAAGCAAAAAGCAACUAUUCAAUUCAGCGGCGUAUUGCUGGGAAUUAAAGGCAGCCAAUUUGCGGGGCUACGAGCGUGUGUGACUGUGCAGCUUAGCCCGCCUUAGGAAAAAAAAAAGAGGAGCUCAAGGCUUGCUUUGAGUGAACUUCAACACUCGCCUGGAGCGGUGAUGUCUUGAGGCGGUGGUCUCACCAGCCCAGUAAAGGACGUGCCAGUACCGGGCCGCUGCCUCUAAUGGGAUCUCCUGCUCCGCCAUGAGUGCUCGCGAUGGCGUUGGGGGCGUCGGCGGCAUGGGCACCCUGGGCCGACGGCAGCGCUACGAGAACUCAGAGUUCACCGUGCGCAUCUACCCGGGUGCCCUCGCGGAGGGCACCAUCUACUGCCCGAUCAGCGCUCGCAAGAAGACCACGGCCGCCGAGGCCAUCGAGCGAGUCAUUGAGCGGCUGCAGCUGGACCGCACCAAGUGUUACGUUUUGGCUGAGGUGAAGGAGUUUGGUGGGGAGGAAUGGAUCCUGAACCCCACCGACUGUCCCGUGCAGAGGAUGAUGCUCUGGCCCCGCGUGGCUCUAGAGCUCCGCCCUCUGUCAGGUGGCGAGGAUUAUCGCUUCCUCCUGAGGCAGAAGAACGUGGAUGGCUCUAUCCACUACGGAUGCAGCCUCCACAUGUGGCUCCAGGUGACAGAGGAGCGAAGACGCCUGGUGGAACGCGGACUGCUGCCGCAGCCUGAUUCUCAGGGUGACCACGCCGAUCUGUGCUGCCUGCCGGAGCUCAACGAGCGCUCGCUGCUGGACAACCUGCGCUCUCGCUUCCGGCAGGAAAAGAUCUACACCUACGUUGGAAGCAUCCUCAUCGUCAUUAACCCCUUCAAGUUCCUGCCAAUCUACAACCCCAAGUAUGUGAAGAUGUAUGACAAUCAUACGCUGGGAGACCUGGAGCCGCACAUUUACGCCGUGGCGGACGUGGCCUACCACGCCAUGCUGAGGAGACAGAGGAAUCAGUGCAUCGUCAUAUCUGGGGAGAGCGGCUCCGGGAAGACGCAAAGCACAAACUUUCUCAUUCAUCAUCUGACUGCCCUCAGUCAGAAGGGCUUUGCCAGUGGAGUGGAGCAAAUCAUCUUGGGAGCCGGACCAGUAUUAGAGGCGUUUGGGAAUGCAAAGACGGCACAUAAUAACAACUCCAGUCGGUUUGGCAAGUUCAUUCAGGUGAACUACCAGGAGAGCGGCACUGUGAGAGGGGCAUACGUCGAAAAAUACCUCUUGGAGAAGUCGAGAUUGGUCUAUCAGGAGAAUGAUGAGAGAAACUACCACGUCUUUUAUUACCUGCUGGCAGGAGCGAGUGAGGAAGAGAGAAAAGCCUUUCACCUGAAGAAGCCUGAAGGAUAUCAUUACCUCCACCAGGACUGCUUCACUGUUGAAGGAGAGGACCUGAAGCAUGACUUUGAGAGACUCCAGUUGGCCAUGGAGAUGGUGGGCUUCCUCCCCGCCACGCGCAAACAGAUCUUUUCUCUGCUGUCGGCCAUCCUUCACCUGGGAGACAUCCGCUACAAGAAGAAGAGGGACGACUCCAUCGACAUCUCCAACCCCGAGGUGCUGCCUGUCGUCUCAGAGCUGCUGGAGGUCAAAGAGGAGAUGCUGUGUGAAGCUCUGACGACGAGGAAGACUGUCACCGUGGGAGAGAAGCUCAUUGUUCCCUACAAAGAUGCUGAGGCUGUCACGGUGCGAGACUCAAUGGCGAAGUCUUUGUACAGCGCUCUGUUUGACUGGAUUGUGCUGAGGAUCAACCACGCUCUGCUGAACAUCAAAGACCUGGAGGAAACCACUAAGAUCUUGUCCAUCGGUGUGCUCGACAUUUUUGGUUUUGAGGACUACGAGACCAACAGCUUUGAGCAGUUCUGCAUCAACUUUGCCAAUGAGCGUCUUCAGCAUUACUUCAACCAGCACAUCUUUAAGCUUGAACAGGAGGAGUACAGAGCUGAGGACAUCAGCUGGAGGAACAUCGAUUAUAUCGACAAUACGGGCUGCAUCAACCUGAUCAGCAAGAAGCCCACCGCAUUGUUCCACCUGCUGGAUGAAGAGUGCAACUUCCCGCAAGCCACCAAUCAGACGCUGUUGGAUAAGUUCAAGCGGCAGCAUGAGGGGAACCGCUACAUCGAGUUCCCUGCCGUCAUGGAGCCCGCCUUCAUCAUCAAACACUAUGCUGGCAAGGUCAAGUACCGUGUCAAGGAUUUUAGGGAGAAGAACACGGAUCACAUGCGGCCAGACAUCGUAGCUUUGCUAAAGAGCAGCAAGAACGCGUUCAUCUGCAGCCUGAUCUGCAUCGACCCGUCUGCCACUUUCCGCUGGGCGGUGCUCCGAGCGUACUUUAGGGCCCUGGUGGCUUUUAGAGAGGCUGGAAAGAGGCACACGCACAAGAAGAUUGGGCAUGAUGACGCUGCGCCCUGUGCAGUAUUGAAAAAAAUGGAUAGUUUUAGCUUUCUGCAGCACCCUGUGCAUCAGAGAAGCUUAGAGAUCCUGCAGAGAUGCAAAGAGGAGAAGCACACUCCAGAUGAGAGUGAAAGUGUUGUGCAAAGUGAUGAUGAAACAGAGAAUGGUAUGACCAGAAAGACUCCACGGACGCCUUUAUCAGACAUUCAGGGAAGCAACACCAUCAUCGGCAAAUCGCCACGGAGUUCUCCUGGCCUCGGCUUGAACGGACGUGUCGGUCGGCAGAGUCAGCUGUCUCCCAGCGGCCCCAACGCAGAAGAUGAUGGCAUCUUUGUCAACUCAGCCAGCAGCAAACUCCUGGAGAGAGCUCAUGACAUCCUGAUGAGAAACAAAAACUACAAGUCUAAACCAGUUCUUCCAAAGCAUUUACUGAACGUCAAAUCACUGAAGUACCUAAGCAACCUGACUCUUCACGACCGCAUCACCAAGUCGCUGCUUCACCUUCACAAGAAGAAGAAACCUCCCAGCAUCAGCGCACAAUUUCAGGCUUCUCUCAAUAAGCUCAUGGAGACCCUGGGUCAGUCUGAGCCUUAUUUUGUCAAGUGCAUCCGUUCAAAUGCAGAGAAGCUGCCCUUACGGUUUGACGACAACUUGGUGCGGAAACAGCUGCAGUACACAGGUAUGCUGGAGACGGUCCGCAUCCGGCUAUCAGGAUACAACGUCAAGUACACCUUUAAGGAUUUUGUUCAUCACUUCAGUGUGUUGCUGCCAGACGGCACCAGUUCUACAAGGGAGAGCAUCCAGGAAAGUAUGGAUCAGCUAGAUCUACAGCCAGAGGGGUAUCAAGUGGGAAAGACAAAGGUGUUUUUACGGGAGUGCGAGCGCCAGCGGCUGCAGGCUGAGCUCCACAGAGAAGUUCUCAGAGUCAUCGUCAUGCUGCAGCAGCGCUUCAGAGCGCGGCUAGAGAGGAAGCAGUUCGUCAGGAUGAGGGAGGCGGCAGUCUGCAUCCAGAAAUGGUGGCGCUCGUACCGGUCCAUGAGGGAGGCGGAGGAGCAGUACGACCACGGUGUCCAGGAGAGGGCAGCCCUGUCUCUGCAGACGCACUGGAGAGCUUACAGAGCGCGCCACAGGUUCAGGCAGUGGAGAGAGGCUGCCCAGGUUCUACAGAGGGCGUGGCGGUUCUGGCUCUGUCGGCGCGCCUCCGCAGCUCUGGUCAUUCAGAGCGCAUGGCGCUGUCAUCGGGCCCGGGAGUCCUACCUGCGUUUGUGUGCCGCUGUGGUUGGGCUGCAGGCGAUGAGCAGAGGCUUCCUCAGCAGGCAAAGCUUCAGAAAAUCGAGAGAACAGCGACAGAAGGAGGAGGAGGAAAAGCUGCUUCAGAAUGGCCAGGUGAGCUUCCUACCUGCAGAAGAGGAGGAGGAGGAGGAGCUGCCAAAAGGAAUCAUGGGCCUGGACCUCAGCACCUGGGAGGACCGUUCCUACGAUCAACGAGAAAGGAGCCUCCAUGUACUUAGCAGCCAUAAGAGUGCCGUUAAGGAGGAAGACGAGCUACCAAAGACGGAAGAGGGCAGCACCGAAGCAGAAACUGAAGCAAACACCUCAGGUCCGACAUCCACUGUGGCGGUGCAGGAGCGGACCAGAACCGCGGAGGAGCCCAGCCAGAAGACCACUCGGGCCAAACGGGAGAACCGGCGGAUGAGGGAGUUGGAGCAGGCCAAGUUCAGCCUGGAGCUCCUGAAGGUCCGGGCAAACAGCGGAGGAGCUGCGUCUCCCUCUGAGGAGCGCCGCUGGUCUUUGGAGCUGGCGGCCCCCGCUAGCCCAUCUCUCCGUUCGCCCCAUGGCACCCCCGACAGCGAGAGCUCCAAAGAUAGCUUUGAGCUUCCCAUGAUGGACGAAGAGCCACCCAUGGCCACGGAGGAAAGGAUGGACAGCGAGGAUCCCUUCUCCCCGGUCCCCCCUGCUGCUCCCGGGUCCGAUCCCAACGUGGAAGAUGUUCCGUCGAGCCCGAAGCGAGGCGAAGCGCACGAAGCAGUGUUUCCUGACGCUGCCUUCUCCCAAAAAAGCCAGAGCCCGACCAAAAUGGAUCCACCUCCUCCCUCGCACCCGACCAAAAUCCAGAACUACCUCCCCACCUUUUUCGUCCCUCCUCGCGAGGACAGCACCAUAUUCUUCCAUCCUGCUGCCGAAGAGCCUCAGCCAGGCAAGGAGGCGGCCGUAACCACAGCCACCACGUCCCCCUCGAAGCCUCUCAGAGAGAGACGGGAAGCAGCUCGUCGGCCGGUGGUCGUGGUCAUCAGCAUGCAGAAAGAGACCCCGCUCAGCGAGGAGCUGAGUGCCAUCAUCCGUCCUCCUGUGGCCCUGAGGGACACUGCAGCCCAGACAGGGGGCUCUCCGCCGUCAUCGGCAGGAGACGCUCCCGUCUAUCAGGCCGAUCCCUCCGUCAUCGAGAAGCUGGUGCGGCUGAACGAGCAGCAGGAGGAGCGGCAGCGCAACCAGCAGCAGCAGAACGAGAAGGAGAUGAUGGAGCAGAUAAGGAGGCAGAAGGAGCUGUUGGGGCAGGAGCGCAGGAAGUACGCCCAGUAUGAGAAGGAGAUGUUCGAGAAGCACAAAGGAGAGGCCCUGCACAGGAUACAGCAGAGCAGACGGGGCGGGUCGGAUUCUGCCGGGGCCUCCGCUUCCACCAAGGGCCCCAGACCCAGCUCCCUGCUGAUUGAGAGAACCUCAGGCCAAGUCCCUCACGGCAGAACCCAGUCAGACUCCGCCCCCCCUCCGCCGCGCUCUCCAGCCGCCGUGGGCACUCAGGGAAGCUCCCGCGUCGCCCCGCUGCCCCCGCCGCCGUUCUCUGCUCCCACGGAGAGACGUAAAGACAAGCGACCCGCUGCCGAGGGCUGGGCCCCUAAACUCACUCUGGAGAGCAGAAAUGGAGCAGGAGUGAAAAUGGCCACCAAGAAGCUGCAGAAUCAGGAAGGUACAACAUUCAGUCUGGCUGACAAACCUGGGGACAUCUUCUUCUUUCCAAACGACAAGGUGACAUUCACCACGUUUGACCCUGAUGCUCCAGCUGUUCCCAGAGAAGGACCCACGCCUGCUUUGAAGCCUUCUAAAGGACUAAAGGCUCGGGAUGUCAGCAGCGCGGGCCACAAAAAGAAAGCCAGAAUGGCGCGGACGCGCUCCGACUUCCUCACCCGCGCCUCCAGUCUGGCAGCAGGUGGCGACUCGGACGAGGACGACUACGACGGCGACAGCCUGACCAGCCCGCGCCAUUACACUCUGCCCCUCUCCAAGCAGAACUCCACGGAGGCGGGCCUGAGAGAGGCCUGCUUCAGUGACUCAGACAUGCCCCUGAGCUCCGAGGAGCAAAAGAAGAUCCACAAAGCCAUGUCAUCAGGAGAUCUAGGGAAGGUGGAGUCACUGCGCAAAAAUUCACAAGACGGAAGGGUGCGUGGCAAGAUGCGUUUCUGGGGCAAAUCCAAGUAUGGAGACAAGAAGUCGUCCCGUGAAAAGCUGAUCUGUGGGGCUGAUUCCCUGGAUGGAGACUACGGAGAAUCUGGACCACUUCUGGGGGAUGGCCAGGAGAACAUGUCACCGCCCUGCAGUCCUGACCUGACUCUGGACCGAGGCUUCAGGGACUUGAAGGAGAACAAGGAGCCGUCCCCCAAGGUGAAGCGAAGGCGGAGCGUGAAGAUCAGCAGCGUGGCUCUGGAGCCCACGCAGUGGCAGAACGACGCGCUGCAGAUCCUCUCCUGCAUCAACGACUACAGGACCAUGAACGAUUUCCUCAUAAAGAAGAUCAAUGAUUUGGAGACUGAGGACAGUAAGAAGGACACCAUGGUGGACGUCGUCUUUAAAAAGGCUCUGAAGGAGUUCCGUCUAAACAUCUUCAACUCCUACUCCACAGCUCUCGCAAUGGAUGACGGUAAGAGCAUCCGCUACAAAGACCUGCAUGCUCUGUUCGAGCACAUCCUGGAAAAGACCAUGCGCCAGGAGCAGAGAGACUGGAGGGAGUCUCCGGUCAAAGUUUGGGUCAACACAUUCAAAGUCUUCCUGGAUGAGUUCAUGACCGAGUACAAACUGGUGGACAGCGCUCUCAGCAAGCCGCUUCCUAAACCUGAACGUAAAAAGCGGAGGAAAAAGGACUUUGACAUUGUAGAGGAACAUAACGGACACAUCUUCAAAUCCACUCAGUACAGCAUCCCCACAUACUGUGAAUACUGCUCCUCUCUUAUCUGGAUGAUGGAUCGCGCUUGUGUGUGCAAAUUGUGCCGGUACGCCUGCCACAGAAAGUGCUGCCAGAAGACAACCACCAAAUGUAGCAAGAAGUUUGAUCCAGAGUUGUCCUCCAGACAGUUCGGAGUGGAAGUUUCUCGCUUGACUAGCGAUGAGAGGACCGUUCCUUUGGUGGUGGAGAAGCUCAUCAACUACAUCGAGAUGCACGGCCUCUACACCGAAGGAAUUUACAGGAAAUCAGGCUCGACCAAUAAAGUCAAGGAGCUCAAGCUAGCACUAGACACGGAUGUCGAAAACAUGAAUCUUGAUGACUACAACAUCCACGUCAUCGCUAGCGUCUUCAAGCAGUGGCUGAGAGACCUGCCUAAUCCACUGAUGACGUUUGAGCUGUAUGAGGAGUUCAUCCGAGCAAUGAGUUUGCAGGACAAGAAGGAAAUGAUUAGAGGGAUUUACUCUGUUAUUGAUCAGCUCAGCAGGACUCACCUAAACACUCUGGAACGCCUCAUAUUUCAUCUUGUCAGGAUCUCCUUGCAAGAAGACACAAACCGCAUGUCAGCCAACGCCCUGGCGAUAGUUUUUGCUCCCUGCAUCCUUCGCUGCCCGGACACCAUCGAUCCCCUGCAGAGCGUCCAGGACAUCAGCAAGACGACAGCUUGUGUGGAGCUCAUCAUUUGCGAACAGAUGACUAAGUACAAAGUUCGUCUAAAGGACAUCAAUACGCUUGAGUUUGCUGAGAAUAAGGCCAAGUCCAAACUGAGCCUCAUUCGGCGGUCGAUGCUGGCAAAUGCAUCCAAGAAGGGCAAAGGCCAGUUACAUCGGCUGACCAACCACACGCCUUCGCCUCCGGCCAGUCCUCGGUUGCCGUUCAGAGCCGACGCAGCGAGAGAAGAGAGCGGCGGCGAAGAGGGAGCGGAGUCGCUCGUCGACAUCUCUGAGCACCAGCAGGCCGCCAUGCAGCAGGAGGACAGAGUGCUGUCGGAGCAGAUCGAAAGCCUACAGAAAAAGAAAGAAGAGUUGACGGUUGAGAUGCUGGCACUGGAGCCGCGAGCGUCAGAUGAUGAGACCCUGGAGUCCGAAGCUUCUAUCGGUACUGCCGACAGCUCGGAAAACCUCAACGUCGACUCGGAGGAAACCGUUUCUGACUUCUCUGAGAGAGGUCCGAGGAUGUCCUCUCCGUGGCCUCGUCGAUUUGACAGGAAGGACUCCCGGCGACGCGCUGAGCACUGGCAGCCCGACUACCUGGACUCCGCCGACUCAUGUUCCUCCGUUUCCUCCUACUCCUCCUCAUCGCACUUCCACCCAUCGCCCUGCUCCUCCUCUGCCGCCACUCGCCGCUUUCGUUUCCACUCCAAGUCUCCCUCUGCGGGCUCGAGUCCCGCCCGCUCUCAGGCCCACCCUCCAAACCCAUCUCAGGCCUCUCGAUCGGACAGCUUCGACGGCAGCCCGGCGGGGGAGCAGGACGCCGCCUACGACGAGCAGCCUCAGUUUACAAGCCGCGGCACGUACAAUCCAGAGAAGGGCAAGCAGAAACUUAAAGGUGCCAGACAUUUAGCCGGGCGGAACGUCAGGGACGGCGGCGGCGGUGGCGGCACACCCGGCAGGGACCCUCCUGACUUACCCCAGCACCUGGUAUUGUACGGUAGUAAUGAAUUCAUGGUAUGAAGGACACAAGGACACCAAAGCACUCAUGCGUAGCCUCUGCUUGUUGAAGCCAGCGGAAAUUAUGCCGUGCAGAUGGACGGCGGCAAGAGAGGGGAUCGGUUCCAGGGGUUCCUCUGCUGCAGACUCGACUGCCGCCAUGCUUUCACAGUGCCUUGGCAGCUCUUUGUUCUGCACCAGGAUUGGAGAGACUGAGCAGCAGGACAGAGAAAAGGGAAUGUUGGAAUAUGGAGGAGAAAAAAAAGAAGAAGAAAAGCUCAGCAUCAGGGAAUGUUACAGAAUCAGAGAGCUGAAGAUUUAUACUUCCUUUAAAUGAGCAAAGCCAGGCUCCAUCAGACUUGGCACAUGUUCAGUGGACCUUAAGCUCCGAAUUAUUAGCUUCUUUAUCAGUUUACAGUUUAAAGCAAUCGGUGUAAGCAGUGGACACUGUUAUUACAGGACAAUUUUUUUUCUUAUUUAAUAAAUUUUAUUAUCACAGAACUGCUCUAUGGCCUAUAAUAUACAGGUAUAAAUACUGUAAAAAGCUGGAACACCUGCCCCUGCUGGGUAGUUGAAGUCUAAUAUUUAUCUUUUAAUCCUUUUUUUUUUUUUUUUUUUUUUUUUUGAAAAUCCUGGACUAGGAUGUUCAUAAUUGAGUAUGUGCAGAGCCAAGCGGCCAUGCAAGAUUGUAUGGAUGAGUGUGAACGACAAAAACCACUUGAUGUAUUUUAAGUUUGUGCUGCCCCCCCUCCCCUUCCUGGUAUUAAGGAGGGGAUACCACCAUCAUUUAAAGGGACCAAGCCAGCUGGUGUGUGCAUUCCAGCCAAGGGGAUCCCACCUCUGUCACACACGUAUAAGGUUUCCGCAUUCUGCUGUUCUCCAGCCGUACGACAAAUAUAAUGUACUGUGCAGAACAUAUGUACAGCAUGGUGGACAGAUGCUAUUGUUAUUUACCCACCUCCUGUUAUCUGACGUUUUUGGUCAAAAGCAACCAAGAAAGCAUAAAAUCAUGUUGUCUUCUGUCAUUAUUAA